UUUCUCUGUCAUCCACUCGCAUCCUGCCCGCCCCGCAGCCGCCGUUAGCCCGCUAGUAACGGAGUAGCGAGCAAGUCCGCUUUCUGCUCAAUUUAAUUAUUUUUUUAUACGGAAAAAAAGACCCUAGAAAUAUAACAUUUCUUUUAAAGCUCGUUGGUGGAAUGGACAUUAUUCUCCUGCCACCGUAAUCUUCCUGAAAGACAGUCUGCUCUCCGCCUCGUCGAGCGGGUGUAGCGAGUUGGAGACUCAUCUGUCUCCGCCGCUGCUGCUGCUGCUGCUGCUGCUGCUGCUGGACCACCGGGACAAAGACAGUCCGAUGUUCAACAAUAGAAAACCCAGUGGGAACUCUAAUGAUUUUACGUCGAGUUUUGAACCUGAAUUAUCCAGUUGAUCAGCGUUUGUGAGCGGGAGGACCCGAGCAGGGAGAGUGUGGAUCUCUGGACCGGAGGAGGAGGAGGAGGAGACCGCAGAGGAGGAACCGACAUCCCGAUGCCAGUGAUGGCCAACGAGCCGAUCAUCCUCAACGUUUAUGACAUGUACUGGAUCAAUGAAUUCACCAGCUCUCUGGGCAUUGGAGUCUUUCACUCAGGGAUCGAGAUCUAUGGAAGAGAGUUUGCCUACGGCGGACAUCCGUACCCAUUCUCAGGGAUCUUUGAGAUCACACCAGGUGAUGCAACUGAACUUGGCGAGACAUUUAAGUUCAAAGAGGCCAUAGUCCUGGGCAGCACAGACUUCACAGAGGAAGAUGUGGAGCGGAUCGUGGAGGAGAUGGGGAAAGAGUACAAAGGCAACGCUUACCACCUCAUGCACAAAAACUGCAACCACUUCUCUUCAGCGCUGUCGGAGAUCCUGUGUGGCAGGGAGAUCCCUCGUUGGGUAAACCGCCUGGCCUACUUCAGCUCCUGCGUGCCAUUCCUCCAGAGCUGCCUGCCCAAAGAGUGGCUGACCCCGGCUGCCUUACAGUCCAGCGUGAGCCAGGAGCUGCACGGAGCAGGCGGAGACCUGGAGGAGGCGGAGGACGCGGCCGCCACCGCCUCCCUGGCUUCCAUGUCGCCCUCCUCCAGCCCCUCCUCUUCCUUGCCUCGUCACAGUCGCAUCCAGCCCCGCCGGUAGAGACUGCAAGCUCUGCUGGGCAUCCUUGGGGCCGGACUUGUGGUUACAGAGACGGCCAUGUAACAGAAGCCAAAAAUCCUGGCAGACUGUCCUCGAGUGAGGCACUGAACCGCAAUCUGCCCUGGGUAAGAAUGUCAGCUAAAUCUCUGCUGCAGUUCAGAGCAGUGGAAGACUUGGACUAGGAAGGCUGUGGGAAGGAGCUCCUGCUUUCUAAUGCAGCCAGGAAACAAACUGAUCCACUCACAUCUUAAUCAAAAUACAUCUUCUUGACUAUUUUACUGGCCACAUCCAGAUGUUACCAGUGCUCUAAAACCAGAUGUUGCUGCAGUGUGAGAAAGUUGACUACUAGGAACCCAUGUCCACUGAUUUGGCAGAUUUUAUAUGGUAAGAUUGUUUUUAACACUCCAAAAUACUCAGCUGACAACUGUAACUGGAAACUUAGCACUCAUCACUUAUGUUCCUGUUGUUUGAUGGUGAAUAACUCAACUUUCAUCAGUUAGUUCAAGCCAAUUUGUGAAAGUGAACAGCUUUAGAGAGCUGCCAUAUAACCCAGCAUGUUAUGAAGAUGUCGAGGCUUGCGUCAGAACUGAACGACCUAUAAAAAAGGCUGUAUAUAUUUUUUAUUUGUACAGAUAUUUAAAAACAGGCAGUUAAAGAUUGGAAAGGUAAAGUUUAUAUACUUACUCUUUUAGUCUUGUCUGGUGUGAUAUUCAGUGGUCUCCAGACUAAAACUAAAAUGGUAUAUAGAUGACCACAAACUGAGCACUGGUAUCAUCUGAUCUGUGGCUGGUAAAUGUUUCCUUAGCUGCAUUUGAAAUGUUUAAAAACCUUUGGCUGCUAAAAUCCCGAAAGCAGCCUCAGUAUCUGGAUCAGGAUGUCAGAUCUGUUAUUAGAUGUCAGACCGGUAGCAGCUCCUCAAGUCUUUUAUUCAAUGUUUCUUAUUUAACAGUGAAGUUGUGAGGUUGGCACUGAGUUAGAGUUUUGAUACUUCCUCUCAGUAACAGCUGCCAUGGUGCCUUUGAGGAAGGUACUUUCUUCUCUGCCAGUGAAAGGUUAUGGUUGAACUGGAGAGCUGAACGUAGUUUAUGUGUAUAAAGCAAAUAAAGAGUAAUUAGAGUUUUUAGUUGUGUUGACAUCAGUGAGAAGCUCCUCUUUAACUGACCUGAGCUCAGCCUGCACUCCUCACACCCAGUCGAGUUUAGUUCAGGAUGAUGCACUUCAGUGCUGCUAGGAAGCAUCACAGAUACUUUGAAGUUUAGUAACAUUAUAUUUUUGUUGAUAUAAUGAUGCGAAAACUUACUGAAGUUCUUAUCAAUACAGUUUUACACUUUACAGGAAGAUGCUGCUUUUCCUGAACAAUGAUCACCUCACUUGAAACUGCUGUUACAUGCUGUCAACAACACGUAUGCUGCAGAAUGUGUUUCUUUCCAAAUAAGAGCCACUGAUGUCAUUUUCCUGUUUUAUUACUCUUAUUACUGUUAUUAUUAACAUGGAAGUUUGAGGACAGUCAAAUCUGACAAAUCACAUUUCUGUUUUUUUAAUCCUUAUUGUGUUUCUAUGAUAUAAAAACGUGGGCCUUUUUUGUCUGUUUUGUUUAUGUUUGAUAAGCUCAGGACUCAAAAAGGAUUUGUCAUCAAAUCCUUUAAACUUUCUAGCCCAGAUUUUGUGUCUUUGUUGCUUUUUAUAAUGCAGUAAUCACUCCAUAGAGUUUUUCAGCAACACAUUACAGUUUUAUACUCCUCUUUGAUUAAAAACAAAAAAAUCCUUUUAUUUACAAACUGUGUUUGCGAGCCUGUCCUUGUCUGCAUGAAUGUUUGAGUGUGUUCCUGCCGUCGGCAAGUUCCCGACUGGGCCAAACUUCACAUGGAAAUUCUCUGCGUAAACGAUUAAAAACAAAAACAAAUGCAGCUUUAUAAAUGUAGCACUGUUUUUGAGAAAUCUUUUAAAAGUAUCACUUAAUUUCUAAGAGUGUAAAUUUGUUCUUCUUUGCAGUAACUUUUUUUUGGUGUACCGUCACCUACAGAUAUUCUUUUCAUGUUUUUUCUUUGUUUGUUUUUUCAAUCAAUGAGACUGACGCAGUGUUACAGGAAAUCUCUAAAUCAAAGCCAUUUUUCAUGAAACCAGCAUUUGACUUGGAAUAAAAGGAUUAAACUCAAUGUGUUAUCAGCUAAAGGUCAAAUGUGUGAGUUUUAUGGUUCAAUAAAUAACCUUAUUUUAAUUCUUUGACAGGCACACAAAUGGUUGUGACUGCAGCGCUCUCUGCUGGCUGUUUUUUGUACUCUUACUGAGGUUUCCUGAAACCUUCCGAGCUUCGAGUAGUUUUACAAUCGUUGCUUUUGGCUGACAAAUGCACAAUGUCUCAUCAAACCCGUACUGUCUCAGUUAAUGUUUAAAUACCAAGUGACAAAGCUUUUGUUUUACAUUCAUAUGACCAUAGUUAAAGCAUUUAAAGGACCAAAGAUAGUUAUAACUUUCACAAUCUUCCUUUUUCUGGCAGCAACAUUUGAUUUACCAUAAAUGUGUUCUUUAGUAAGACUAGUAAUUAUCUGAUCAAAAUCAUAGUUUGUGUGAGACAUUUGCCACUAUCUGUGAGCUAUGAAUGCAAAUCAGGAAACCUCAGUCUUUCGGACCUCAAGAAUGACUGACUUCAGCUGUUUCACAAUAAACUUUAAGAA
This is a messenger RNA of Cololabis saira (Pacific saury), 3788 nucleotides long. Its product is annotated as deubiquitinase DESI2. The transcript has 5 exons. Bases 490 to 1113 code for a protein of 207 amino acids. Gene Ontology annotation, molecular function: deubiquitinase activity. Gene Ontology annotation, biological process: protein deubiquitination. NCBI's taxonomy places the organism in Eukaryota, Metazoa, Chordata, Actinopteri, Beloniformes, Belonidae. The record is from RefSeq and is a predicted model, not a curated record.